CAGAGCAAAUUUUUUUAAGAAAAGAAUUAAGAAAUCUUAAACACAAAAUUUUUGCAAUGUUUACUCAGUUUCAAUUUUGUCAACUGUGUCGUAUUAAUCACAAGAAGAAGAGGAAACAUAUUUAUUCUAUCAGACACCAAAAUGUAGUCAAUAAUAUAUUGGAAAAGUAUUUAAGAAAGGUCACUGAAGCUAGGAGUACUUUAAAAUCUCCUCAGAUUCAUAAUGCACAAUUUGAAAGAGGAGCCAAAUUUUGGUGCCAUUUCUGUGUGGAGGAGGAAUUGAAACACAUGGAGCUAGACACUUGUACUGUAAAAUAUGGUGGUCUUAUUGAACACAUUGCAAGUUAUGAACAUAAAAGAAAAAUGUACAACUUCUUUUACGAGAAUAAAGUGGAUGAGACCAAGAGACAUCCAGAUUUAUUCCACAUGCUAGAGGAGGAACUAAAAAAGUUUAAAGAGAAAGUUGCAAUCCAAGCUAAAGAGUAUGAUUCUGGCAACAGAGAGGAAUUGGAAAAGUCAGCAGAGAUGAUCCGACAGACUGACGCUCUGAGGAAUCAAGUGGUGCAGUCUCACCACUUCUCGACGCUGAAGCCGCAGACAAUUGAGAAUCCAUCAUCUCAGAGAAUGAAUAUCCCAAACUACAUAAGUCCUGGAACCAUUAUCGAAAAAAAGGCCACCAUGCUUGCCAAAGGCGAUGGCUUGACUUUCAUUGGGAGUCACAUUUAUAAUAGGAAUGAGGGCAAUGUUCACUCAGGAGCUCCUCCACCUUGGCUGUUGUCCUCGGAGGAGGAGACAACCAGCGGUGAGAUAGGUCCUACCAUUGACUCGUAUAAAGCACAUUUGGAGAGGGAGAAAAAGAAGAAACUUCCUGCCAACAGGGUGGGUGCUAAGUUUGAUCACCAGCAGAGCACAGACCAGUCCUGGCUACCAUCCUUUGGGCGAGUCUGGAGUAAGGGAGGAAGACAACAAUCAAAAAAGUAUUUCCAGAGGAUAAGUUCAACAACAAAGAAAAGUUCAACCAUUAGCAAUUUCACACCAUCUAGUGAUAGAGACACAUCAUCCUCUAGUGUAUACAGUAGCGAAAAUGACAUCCAGAAUGGAGUGGAAAGCAAGAUGAAUGGUGAUAUGUCAGUUCAAUCCAAUGCUGAGGAGAAUGAACACAGCUUUCAGAAUGGUGUAAGAACAGACAAUCCUCAGAUCCACAGUAAUUCAACAUUUCCUUUUCAUCACCAAAGUGGAUCGGAGGUGGAUACAAACUUUUCAGUGGUACCAAGGAAUAAUGUGAAACCCUACGUGAAAAAACACAGACCUGAAAGCACAGCUUCAGGUUAUACACAGACUCAGGGGCAAGCUCAGUAUGAACACAGAGGUAUGAACCAACCCCAGUCACAAAGUUAUGGAGGUAAUUUGAACAUGAACCAUCUAAAUCAAUCCGGGAGUUAUUUAAAUCAUUCUAUGAACCCCUCAGUUCAACCUGUGAUGAACGAGUCAACUUACUCAGUGAAUCAGUGGUCUCAGUCUACAAGUUAUUCAGCUCAGCCUGUUCAGUCGACUCACUCUAGAACAGCCAAACCUUAUGUUAGAAAACGGAAAAGUGAGGAUAUUGGAUCAACAGAGAUGAACUCAAUGGGUCAUAUUCCAGUAAUCCCUACCCCCAUUCUGGAGGCGAAAGCACCUCCAUCUACCUCAAGGUGGAAAUAAACCUCAAGCAAA
Molecule: messenger RNA, 1712 nt
Organism: Magallana angulata
Lineage: Eukaryota; Metazoa; Mollusca; Bivalvia; Ostreida; Ostreidae
Product: centrosomal AT-AC splicing factor-like
Exons: 9
Coding region: 57-1700 (547 amino acids)
Source: RefSeq, a predicted model, not a curated record